AUGACCGUUAAAAGACUAAGAAUUGGUGUUGACGUUGGAGGGACGAACACAGAUGGUGUCAUCCUCGAUCCUCUACGUGCCUCAGAGCCGGACAAGGGGAUAAUUGCCUGGCACAAAGCCCCGACGACGACCAAUCCAAGCCUUGGAAUUAACAAUGCCCUGGUUUCCAUGUUUGAGCAGUCUGAGAUCAAGCCUCACGAGGUGGCAAGCGUCACCAUGGGAACCACGCACUUCGUCAACGCCGUAGUCGAGCGCGACGCCGCCCGCCUCUCCCGCGUCGCCGUAAUCCGCCUCUCAGGCCCCUUCGGCAAGCACGCACCGCCCUGCGUCGACUGGCCGGCAGACCUGCGUUCGCUAGUCCUCGGCCACCACGCCCAGGUCAAGGGCGGCCUCGAGGUCGACGGGCACCCGAUAUCCGACAUCGACGAGCAGGAAAUCGCCGCUGUGUGCGCGGACAUCGCCGCCAUUACGCAGCCCCGCGCCAUUUCCGCCGUCGUCGUCAACGGCGUCUUCUCGCCCAUCGACGACGAGGACCCCGCCCGCAACCAGGAAGCCCGUGCUGCAGCGAUAGUACGCCGCUGCCUGCCGCCGUCUGUUGAUGUCGUGUGCGCGCGCGACGUCGUGCCCCAGCUGGGCUUCCUCGAGCGCGAGAACGGCGCCGUGUUGAAUGCUGCUAUUCUGGCUUUCGCCCGGCGCACCAUCCGCUCCUUCCACGAGCCUGUGAGGAAGCUGGGCCUGCGCUGCCCGGUCUUUGUCACGCAGAAUGACGGCACUAUUCUCAGCGAUGAGGCGGCCGCGAGGCUGCCCAUCAGAACGUUCAGCAGUGGGCCGACGAACAGCAUGCGGGGUGCCGCGUUCCUUGUGUCGGGCAAGAGCGGAAUCGAGCAGGUGGGAGAUGAUGACGGGAAUAAAGACGAGCCAAUGAUGGUUGUUGAUAUCGGUGGUACGACGACGGACGUGGGUUUGCUGCUGGCCAAUGGCUUCCCAAGACAGGCUGCCGCGUUCAGUGAGUUCGCGGGCGUGAGGAUGAACUUCUCGUGCCCAGACGUGAAGAGCAUCGGUCUCGGCGGCGGCUCCAUCGUCCGCCGCUCUUCUCCUACCUCUCCCCUCACCGUCGGCCCCGACAGCGUCGGCUACGCGAUCCAGACCUCAGCCCUCUCCUUCGGCGGCCCCAUCCCCACGGCGACCGACUACACGCUCGCCUGCAACCCCACCCUUACAAUCUCCGACGCGCCCGCCACGCACACCGCAUCCACGCGCGCCGCCAUCCCCGCCGCCGACGCGGCCGCCUUCGCCGCCGUCGUCCAGCGCAAGCUCGAAGCCGUCGUCGACACGAUGAAGACGUCGCCGGCGGACCUGCCCGUCGUGCUCGUCGGCGGCGGCGCCGUCAUCGCGCCGGAAACGCUCAAGGGUGCCUCGCGCGUCGUCAAGCCGCGGUACGCGGGCGUGGCGAACGCCGUGGGCGCGGCGAUGGCCGGCGUGAGCGCCGUCGUCGAUACGGUGCGGUCGACGGCGAAGAAGAGCGUGCAGGAGUGGAAGGAGGAGUUGGAGCGGGAGGCGAUCGAGAAGGCGGUCAGGGCCGGGGCGAGGAGGGAGGGGUGCAGGAUUGCGGAGUCGGAUGAGUUGCCGUUUGCGUAUGUGGCGAAUAAGAGUCGGUUUAUCAUCAGGGCGGCGGGGGUGUUUGAUUAUGGGAGGGAGGAAGGGGUUGAGGGGGUGGAUGUGGUGGAGGGUGAUGGUGAUGGUGUUGAAGACGACGCUGUGGAUGGGGGCUUGAUGGCGGAGUACGAGAAGAGAAAGAGUGCUGCUGGAGAGUUGGUGAAGGAGACGGAGCAGGCGGAACAGGAGAAGGCAUUUGAUUUUGAAGCUUACAGGCCGAAGGUAAAGGACAGGGUAUGGUAUAUUUCUGAGACGGACUUGGCGUGGAUCUCGACAGGGUGCUACAUCCUGGGUACUGGUGGAGGCGGCAGUCCUUAUUCGAGUAUGCUGCGCCUGCGUUCGAUGUUGCAGAAUGGUGCUGUUGUCAGAGUGGUCAGCCCGGAUGACCUGAAGGAUGACGAUCGCGUCGGGUGCGGUGGAGGAAUGGGCUCGCCGACUGUUGGUAUCGAGAAGCUUGCUGGUGAUGAGAUGAUGGAAGCACAGGAGGAAUUGUUCAACCUUACGAAAGACAAAGCCACUCACAUGAUCGCAGUUGAAAUUGGCGGUGGCAAUGGCUUGCAGGGAAUGAUCCUCGGUGCAAGCACCAACAUGGACAUUCCUGCCGUCGACGGCGACUGGAUGGGCAGAGCUUAUCCAACGAAAUGGCAGACCACACCUGUGGUUUUUGCAGAAAGAAAGACCGUAUUUUAUCCAUCGUCCAUGUGUGAUGGAAAUGGCAAUGUCGUGUUCAUGACCAAAGCCACGAGCGAUGAGACGGUGGAGCGAGUCUUCCGCGCAGCUCUUUCCGAGCUCGGCUCGCAUGUCGGUUGCGCCGAUGGACCGAUCACGGGCGCCGAAACAAGGAGAUGGGUAGUCGAACAUACUAUUUCGCUUGCCUGGCGCAUCGGCCGCGCCGUCCACAAAGCGCGGCACUCCAACCGCAUCGACACGGUUGCGGAGUCCAUUGUCGAUGAAGUUGGUGGCAGCGGCUCUGCGAAGGUUCUCUUCAAAGGCAAGAUCAUCGGUGUCGAACGAAAGCUGCGCAACGGCCACGUCUACGGCGAAGUCGUCAUAGAAGCUACCGCUGCCGACCUCAACGGUGAUGGUGGACCGGCGGAAGGAAAGCGGGAGUUCGAAGGAACAGUAAGGAUCCCGUUCAAGAACGAGAAUAUCGCAGCGUUCAAGGUCAAGGACGACGGCUCCGAGGAGACGCUGGCCAUCGUGCCUGAUCUCAUUUCUUGCAUCGACGCCCAGAACGGAGAGGCGAUUGGGACGCCCGAGUACCGCUACGGCUUGCUAGUGAUUGUUUUGGGCAUCACUGCGUCUGACAGGUGGACUUCUACGGAGAGAGGCAUAGAGCUGGGUGGACCGAAAGCUUUCGGCUUGGAUGAUCUGGUGUAUACGCCGAUCGGUAGGUUCGAGAAGCCGAAGAGUGUGAUUGAUGAGUAUUCGGAGUGA
Molecule: messenger RNA, 3093 nt
Organism: Lasiodiplodia theobromae
Lineage: Eukaryota; Fungi; Ascomycota; Dothideomycetes; Botryosphaeriales; Botryosphaeriaceae
Exons: 8
Coding region: 1-3093 (1030 amino acids)
Biological process (GO): glutathione metabolic process
Cellular component (GO): cytosol
Molecular function (GO): 5-oxoprolinase (ATP-hydrolyzing) activity
Source: RefSeq, a predicted model, not a curated record